Molecule: messenger RNA, 1182 nt
Organism: Nerophis lumbriciformis (worm pipefish)
Lineage: Eukaryota; Metazoa; Chordata; Actinopteri; Syngnathiformes; Syngnathidae
Source: RefSeq, a predicted model, not a curated record
AUGGAGAGCGUGGCAAACUGGCUGGUGGACAAUCGGGACAAGAUCGAGAAAGGCUUGGACGUGAUGGGCCAGGCGUCGGAGGUCCUGGCCGCCACGGUGGGCCAGCUGCACCCCAUCCUGGAGGCCGUCUUCCUGGCCUCGGCUGAGAUACUCAGCAACCCGGAUGGCAAGGAGGCCGUUUACCUGAGCCAGAAGAUCGAGCAGGUCAACCAAAAGCUGGCGGGCGUCCAGAGCGACAUCGACCAGAUCGCCCUGGAGCUGCAGAAGACCUCCAUGAACAAGCAGAACUUUGACCGGGAGGCUCAAAUGCUGGGCCAGUACGAGAAGUUCCAGGAGUUUGUCAACGCCAAGCCCAGCAUGAAACAGAAGAAGAAGGACAAAUUCCUCAAGUAUUACGAGAACACCGAGGCCGACCUCAACCUGGAGGCGCUCUACAACGCCGUCACGGGGGAGAACGCUUCCGGCCGGCCCUUGCUGGAUACGGUGGUCGACACCGAGCAGAGGAGCCGGCGGGCGGUAGAGGACUUUUGCGCUCGCCUCAAGAAGCUCUUUGUGGUGGGCCUCAUCGCCGUCAUGGGCUAUGCCGCCCUCAAAGAGGGCGCGGUGGAGAACAACACCGUGGUCAAGUGGCAGGAGCGCAUGGAGGACGUGGAAACCCGCAUGAAGGCCGCCGUGGAGCACUGCGCUGAGACCUUCGCCGACCAGGCCAAGCUGGACCUGGAGGACACGUUGAAGGACGGCCAGUGCGCGGUGGGCCAGGACUUGACCGACUCGCUGCUGGCGGCGCUGGUCAAGAAGUACGACUGGGUCAAGUGGUCGGUGCGCGCCUUCAACAGCCGCGAGCGCAUCUUCUUCUACAACUGGCUGGCCGGACGCAAGUUCCACGGCAGCGGCGGCGCCAACUGGUUCGAAGUGGCCACGGGCAACAAGGUGAAGGUGGUGGUGUCCUUCUGCGUGGACCCGCCGCCCGUCGACAAGGCGGGAAUCUGCGAGCAGAUCGAGCGGCAGAAGCUGAAAGGCAACAUGAUGGCCGUGGCCCUCACGCUCAACCGCAUCUUCCCCGAUUGCCUGGUGCACGCCGUCAGCCACUACAAGGAGGUGGUGGAGUCCAACAACUUCAGCGUGGAGUCCUACUACUACGGCAAGCACAAGCGGGCCUUCCUCUGCAUCCAUCCGCAAUAG